Molecule: messenger RNA, 2409 nt
Organism: Trifolium pratense (red clover)
Lineage: Eukaryota; Viridiplantae; Streptophyta; Magnoliopsida; Fabales; Fabaceae
Exons: 5
Coding region: 462-2135 (557 amino acids)
Biological process (GO): proteolysis
Molecular function (GO): serine-type peptidase activity
Source: RefSeq, a predicted model, not a curated record
UGAGAAAUUAAUUGUUUUGUAGAUACGAAUCCCUUAGUGGGAACCACAUAGAGACACAAAUCAGAAUGCACUAACUAUAUAAUAAUGCAUAACAACAAUUCUGCAGCUUCUCUUAGUUAUUAGGGUUAUAGCCGCAACUUUAUUCUCACACACACACACACAACUUUCAUUUUCAUCAAUAUUUUUUCUCUGUGUUUGACAAAUUUGCGAUGAAGAGAAACAAACAAACAAAGGAAAGCUGAUAAAUCAGCAACAUGAUCCCUUUGUUUCGUAUUCACUCUGAGCAUAAUCAUUAUCAAACACCACUCAAUUAUUUAUUUUCUAUUUUUUUAAAUGAUUUUUAUUCAGUUUUUUUAGCUGAAAUCUACUAGUUUUUCAUAUAGCUUUCAUCGAAAACACAAAUUUCUUACACUAUCACACACACAUUUCACUGCUGAAACCCUCUUUUUCAAAACCCAACAAUGGACUUUGCCGCUGCGACCGUUAGUAGGGACGAAUAUAUUAGAGAUUUAAUGGAUGUACGCAAGACCGGGGUAGCCAAAAUAUAUAUUCGUCCACUUAAUAGUCCUCAAGUGAAUGGAGAAGGUUGGUCUGGUUUUCUCAUUGCACCUGAUACUAUUCUUACGAUAGGACACGCCUUAAAAGAUGUGCCAGAGUCUAAGCUUCAAACCCCUGGUGUGUUCUGGGUCGAGUUUUUUGAGGAUCGUGUUGAGAAUCGUGGAUAUUUGCGCCCUGCAACUCUAACAAACUACGAUAUCCAGUCGGAGUUUGGUUUAAUGCGGUGCCCAUCUCCCAAGGCAGCUCACAUAUUUACAUUUGCGAGCCAAAGAAAUGAUAUUCUGAGUUCUAGCAGCAUACUCUCGGUUUCACAUCCCAUCCAAAGGGAUUGGGUUACUUUAAGGGGGACGGUUUGCCGUCCCCCUUUUACGGUGGGGGGAAACCCAGGCCAUGGAAAACCUGACGUGAACAUGGUGUUGUUUGAUCAUGAUGUCCAGACCUUUGCUGGGGCAUCAGGGGCGCCAAUGAUGAACCUAUCUGGGGAAGUCAUUGGAAUUCAAUGUUUCGAAGUCUCACAAACAGAGCAUGGAUAUUGUAUACCUCUUGAUAAACAGAACCACAAAUUUGAAUAUGAUUAUAGUUUUAACGAUUACGAUAUGACUAGGUUUCCACCUUUGGCAAUAUUGCCACUCAAAUUUAUUCCUUCAAACAUAAAGCAAGCCAUAGCAGUCCAAUACAUCAAUAAAGUUUUUAGGAAAGUCUUUAAAAAUGAGCGAGCAAGUGAGGAUUGUGAUCUAAACGAAUUUAUAAGUGGGUUAUUUAAACAACGGAUUGGAAAACCCUCUUCGUCUUCUGCUCCUCCUACAGGGAAAUCGUCUCCACUUGGUCUUACUGGCACAAUGCAACAUACUUCUUACGAGGACAGUAGACUAAAAUCGGUAAUUAGGAGUUUGGCGCCUUCAGUGGUUUCUGUUUCCUACUUCACUGGGAUACACAGAAUAGUUGACUGCACGGGUUUCAUCAUUGACUGGGAUGUUUGUAAGGGAGUAGCUACAGUUCUUACUUCUGCUAAGUUAAUGAGGUCUCCUUUAGACCGCCACGAUUACCGUAUUGUUGUUCGACUUGCAAAUAGAAAAAUGCUUCUAGCUGAAGAGGACUAUGUUGAUUAUUAUCACAACAUAGUGACUUUUAAAGUAAACUCUAAUGUCAAACUGAUUCCCUUAGAUCUUUUUUCACCUGUGGACCUCCUUAGACCCUUAGAUAGUUAUUCAAAUCUACAAGGGGUUGAAGUAGUUGCGUUGGCUAGAGAUUUUUAUACUUGUGAAUUGACAGAAAGUUGCGGAUUAUUUAGCAGAGAUUAUCCAUGUUUUGGAUGUGUGCAACUUGCCAGCUCUACUUGUAGAACUACCCGGGCCGGUGAGGGAGGACCGCUUAUCACUGAAGCAGGUCAAAUUAUUGGCAUCAACUUUUUUGAUGGCCAUGGAUUUGUUCAUCCUCUUCCGACAUCAGUGAUUAGAUUAUGCCUGAGUAAUUGGAAUUCGCAUGGGUACAGUUCUCUUUGUAGCUUAUCUUUCUCUUAUUCUUCUGCCAAUUUUUUUUGUGCGAAAACAAUGUUUUUCAAAACUAGGCAUGGCUAAUUGGAAUUUAAGUUCAAAAUGGUUAAUUUUUCCUUUUGCUUCAGUCGUAUUUAUUUUAAUCAGUGAUGUGAGAAUUCCUAAUCUGCCUUGGAGUUUGAAUUAUUAGGAUGUCCUCUGUAUUGUGGAAUCAUUUCAGCAAAAAAAAUUUUUAGGCACUAUAGAUGUUUGACCUUGUGAUAACUACUUUAGCUUUUUAGAUACUACGUUUUGUUAGAACAGUGUGUCCAAAAAUCUAAUUUCCAAACAGGCUCACUAGUGAAGUUUAUUUGGAAGA